GGAUACUCGGACAAUCCGUAUCGGCAUUCCAGUUACCUGGACCCUCGGACCGCCGAAAUGGGAGGCAUCGAUCCAACGUCGAUCGAAGACGACGGAGACGACGGUCUACAACACGCCAACCCUGCUCGACGGUCGGUUCUGAGCCUUGGAAGAUCGAGACAGAGCCCCGCUACUAGCGGUCUGGUUGCAACCGGAGCAGCCGGUGCCGCUGCGGGCGGUGUGCUGGCCGCAUCCAAGGCUCAUGAUGGAAGCGGAGGUCAGGGGCCCGAGACACCGGGCGAAGCCGCCGAAAAGAGCGAGUGGCUCUCCCAGCAGCAGGCGGGCAAGAAGAAGCAACGAUGGAUCAUUACCGUGGUUGUGGUCCUGGUCAUUCUGGCCAUCAUCGCCGGUGCUGUUGUGGGUGGCAUUCUGGGCUCCCAGAAGGCCAAUAAAAAUAAGGACCCCGCCUCAGAUGGUGGGACGAAUGGACAAACAGCAGCCGAAGACGACGCCAGCGGGGACCUGUCCAAAGACUCCAAGGAGAUCAAGGCGCUCCUCAAUAAUCCAGACCUCCACAGAGUGUUCCCUGGGAUGGAUUACACUCCGCUGAACUCCCAAUACCCGGACUGCCUAGUCAACCCGCCCAGCCAAAACAACGUGACGCGCGACGUGGCCGUCCUCUCCCAACUCAGUAAUAAGCUGCGCAUGUAUGGGACUGACUGCAACCAAACCCAGUUAGUCCUCCAUGCCAUCGAUCGGCUGGCGCUCAAAGAUAUGAAGGUGUGGCUCGGAGUCUGGCUCGACACUAAUCAAACCACAAACGACCGCCAAAUGUCUCAAAUGUGGGAUAUUCUCGACGAGUACGGCGAUGACCCGUUCGAAGGUCUCGUGGUCGGAAACGAGAUUUUGUUCCGGAAAGACAUGACCGAGUCUCAGCUCGGCUUAUUCUUGCAGAACGUCAAAUCCAACCUCACCUCCAAAGGCGUCAAGCUCCCCCUCGCCACGUCCGACCUAGGGUCGUCGUGGACCACUACCCUGGCCACCUACGUGGACGUCAUCAUGUCAAACAUCCAUCCGUUCUUCGGCGGCGUCGCCAUCGACGUGGCCGCGUCCUGGACCUGGACGUUCUGGCAGGAGAACGACAUCCCCGCGUCCGCCGGCACGAACAAGCGGCAGAUCAUCUCCGAAGUCGGCUGGCCCAGCGAAGGCGGGAACGACUGCGCCCCCAACCCGAAGUGCUCCAGCCCAACGGCCGGGGCUGUGGCGGGCAUUCCCGAGAUGAAUCAGUUCAUGAACGACUGGGUGUGUCAGGCGCUCAAGAACGGCACAGAGUAUUAUUGGUUCGAAGCGUUCGACGAGCCGUGGAAAAUUCGAUUCAACACCGAAGACCAGCAGUGGGAGGAUAAAUGGGGUCUGAUGGACGUCAACCGAAACCUGAAGCCAGGAGUCAAGAUCCCCGAUUGCGGUGGACAGACG
Molecule: messenger RNA, 1455 nt
Organism: Eremomyces bilateralis CBS 781.70
Lineage: Eukaryota; Fungi; Ascomycota; Dothideomycetes; Eremomycetales; Eremomycetaceae
Product: glycoside hydrolase
Exons: 2
Biological process (GO): cell wall organization
Cellular component (GO): extracellular region; cell surface; fungal-type cell wall
Molecular function (GO): glucan endo-1,3-beta-D-glucosidase activity; 1,3-beta-glucanosyltransferase activity
Source: RefSeq, a predicted model, not a curated record